UAAUGACGUACAGGCCUCUGAGCCCUUCGAUGGUGUGACGGUUGGCAGCACGUGACUGUGGACGUGCGGGGCGAAGACAACGGGCCCGGAGGCCGGGGAUUGUCUAGAGCCGGUGGCGGGGUGACCAGAGCCCCAGUGGGGAGGACCCGGAGCUGGGCGCCAGGACCGACUGGAACCGCGAGGUGGCCAGGGACUAACCGGAGCCGAGGGGGUGGGCCCGGGGUGCGGGACAGACCGGAGCGGAGCCGAGGGGGUGGGCCCGGGGUGCGGGAACAGACCGGAGCCGGGAGGGGGCGGGGCCCGGUGCGCCAGGACCGACUGGAACCGCGAGGUGGCCAGGGACUGACCGGAGCCGACGGGGUGGGCCCGGGGUGCGGGGACUGACCGGAGCCGGAGGCGAGUGAGAGCGGCGGACGCUGGUAAGGGCUCUCUGCCCGUGCCUGUCUCCCUUGUGGCUGCACCAUGCCGGGGGACCGCAUGGCCACGUCCCUGAUCCAGAAGAUCGCUCGCCAGGCCCGCACCACAUUCAAGCUGCUGCCUCUGGCCGAGGCCGGGCCCGGCUCGGGACCGGGCCCUGGGGCUUUCCAGGACAACCUGAGCCAGCUGAGCUCGCUGCUGGAGAAGGUGAAGGCCGAGGACUUGAACCUGGCGCCCCGCCGGAACCAAGGCCCGCGGCAGGCCGGGCCCCCGGUCACCUACAUGCACAUCUGCGAGAGCGAGCACUUCUCCAUGGGGGUGUUCCUGCUGCAGGCUGGAGCCUGCAUCCCACUGCAUGACCACCCGGGGAUGCACGGCCUGCUCAAGGUGCUCUACGGCAGCGUGACCAUCGAGUGCUUCGACAAGGACGAGGGCAACCAGGCGGCGGCUGGCGUUCAGUUCAACCCGCCCCUGCUGCAGGGUCAGCGGGCCAGCCUCCGCCGCUCGCUGCGGGCCUCCAGCGGCCUCCUUGAUCAGGCGAGUGGGCCGUGCCUCCUCACCCCGCGGCUCAGCAACAUGCACCGGAUCGAGGCGCCGAACGGACCGGCCGCUUUCUUGGACAUUCUGGCGCCGCCGUACGACCCCGAGGCGGGCAGGGACUGUCACUAUUUCAAGGUGCUGCAGCCAGUACCGUGUAAAGCCAGCAGCCCGGCUCCCCCGGAGCAGGAGGCCGUGUGGCUGCUGGAGGUGCCGCAACCUGCCGACUUCUGGUGCGGAGGAGAGCCUUAUCCCGGCCCCCAGGUGGCCCCUGACCGAGAAGCGAGCCCGAAUGAAUAGUAAUGUACCCAAUAACAGUGAAGAACCCUUCACAAACUAUUCAGCUAACCUCUGUCCCCACCCGCAUGGUUAAAGCUCUUUUUCUUGUUGUAGAGUCGACCCACCUUUUCAAUUAUUUUGUUCAUAGCCGCACCAAAAAUCAAUAUCCCCAAACUGUACUGCGGAAGAAUGAAAACCAAACUUUGCGCCUUGGCCAUUUGAGUUAGAAGUGGAAAAGGUGUGUGAUCCUUCACAUCCUGUUGAUUUUGGGCAGUAACACAAAGUUUCAAGACAAAAUGCUGGAGAAACUCAGCCCAUCUGACAACGUCUGAGGAGAGAAGGAAUUUACAUUGAGUAAAAUAUGCCUUUGGGCUAUGAGAUAUAUAACGGAUCGGUCCAGCCUUAUCUUCAGAUUGUCAGUCUGGCACUUAAUUGGUAAACAUUAUAGUGAUUUUAUUGACAGUGCAACCAAUUAUUGAUGUUGUGUUUAGCUGGAAUGCAAACUUUAUAAAUCCUUGUUACCUCUUCUGCCCUUCAGAAGUACUAGUUAAUGCGUUCAGUUGUUUUCUCAAGUUAACAAGUUUCUGAGGACGUGACUUUAUUUCUUUUCCAGUAAGAACAAAACACUAUUGGUAGAAAAUACUAUUAACUCAUGAUUUGUAUUCAUGUAUGACCAACUGUAUUUUCAUAUAGAAUUCUGUGUUAACUGUUUUUCAAAGCAGUCGCCAACCUGAACUUAACAGCCACUAGAAGGUACAAGUGGGCAAACAUCUUAAACACUUCUCACUUCCUUUUAAACCAGUUGCCUCCAGAAAUUACUUAGCCCACCCAAGCACUGUUGUGUUUUUUUUUGAUUAAAUGUGGUCUAUGCUAGUUUUGGCAUAAGUCUUUUAGGAAAGGAGUCAUCAGGAGUUCAAUGCCCAUAAUGUUUACCAGCACCUGGGCCUGUUUGACUUGUAUAUUUACUGUGAUGCUGUGUCGGAUGCAUUAUCAGAGAGUCAUUUUGCACUUUGGAUUCCAAACUGCUGACCUUAACAAUGUUAGCCAACAAUCUAGUCAGUAAAAUCUGUUAGUCUGGGCAACAUCCAGGCAUAUGAAAUGUUGAAGGGGUUUUGGAAGGGAGGAGGCAGUAUGCGCAAAGAUAUUCUUACUGACAUGUUCAUGAAACUACUGUGAAAUUAAAAGCAUUUAUGGUAAGGAGGGCUGUAGGAGCUGCUUCGGUUUAGCUCUGUAUAGUACUAGCGAGUUUUGAGAAGACUUGUAGCUCAGGUUGAGGUUCUGGAUGUAAGUUUUCUCGCUGAGCUGGAAGGUUUAUUUUCAGAUGUUUCAUCAUCAUUGUAGGUAACAUCAUCAGUGAGCCUCAGGUGAAGCACUGGUGUUAUGUCCCGCUUUCACCUAAACACAUAAAUAGAAAACGGGACAUAACAUCAGCUUCACCGGAGGCUCACUGACGAUGUUACCUCGAAUGGUGACGAAAGGUCUGAAAAUGAACCUUCCAGCUCAGCGAGCAAACUUACAUCUGUAUAGUACUUCCUUGUUAACGUUCGUAUGGUGGCUUGAUUUUCAAAAGCAACAUGACAAUGGGUUGGAAACAAUCAUUUUGGUUUAGUUAAAAUGGUAAUAACUAACUGCACUAUAAAGCCCUCAUUUAUAAUUAGUUAUCAAGAUCAUUCUAUACAUUUAAACUGUUCUUUCUUUAAAAAACUGGGAGUAGAUUUUUCUUGUAAAUCUGCAAUGCACACUUAUUGCAAAAUCUACUUGGAAUGACUGACUUUAUAUUGGGAAAGAAGACUAAAUGUAAUCAUAAAAGGGAAACGUAACCAAAGGCUGACUUUAUAAUCAACAGUACCCGAAGAAGCAAAGGGCUGAGAUUUUCAGAUUCAUGUUAGUCACAAUUUUCAAACACAGAACUUCAAAUAAAAUAUCCACUGAAGUACAUUUAUUUAUCCAGCUGCACCAUGUCCAGUGUUCCCUUCCAAUAGUGGGGCUCUGAAAGUUAGUGACUGUGCAGCCUUGUGCUACAUUGCAGCUCUAUUAUGAUUGUGUGCCCCCUCCCCUGUAAUAUAAUAUUCCCUUUUUGGUUUGUUGAGUUCUGCACUAUUAGAAGUGUGGUUUUUUUAAAUAUUACCUUAUCCUUGACACAGUGGAUGUGAUUUUUUUUUGCAGGAUCUGUGGAAAGGUGAAAAUUAGACCUAUUGAAAUAAGUUAUGAAAUUGUCCUGCCUAAGUGGUUGAGUUUUUUUUCUUGUGUGAUCAUAGUGUUGAGUAAGUUGACCAUGUAGUUUUGCAUGCUGUGGUUCCACAAUCCUCGUAAUGCAGUUUAUUAAAUACUCCAUCUGAAAAUACAGUGCAGAACAAAAUGUUUAGCCAUUUCUUUUAUUCAGUAUUGUAUGAAUAAAAUGGAGUAUGAGAAAUAUGAUUUUUGGCUCACUUGGCUGACUGAAUUAUGCUUUUUGCAUUGGUGGAUUAAAGAUCAUAUUUGCUUUUUCAUGUAUUAUCUUACAGUUGUACCAUUUCACCGUAUAUGACAAAGGAUAUUCAGUUUAUUAGAAAAUAUUCUUGAGCAAUAAAAUGUAUAGAAUAUGAUUUUACUGAUGCUGUAUUCUUCAAAAUGUUAAUACUGGAAGUUUAAACACAUUGAGCAUUGUCUUAAAUGUAAUGUGGUCACAAAUUUCAAAAUUCCUUACAAACUCCCAAAAAUUCAUUCUCAUGUUUGAGUAAUACAUGAGCAAUCUUGAACUUGCCAGGUAGUAACUGAAGUGCUGUUGGCACAAAGCCAUCUUAACACCUAAGGUUUAGAUCCAAACCACUACAGUUGAGCUCACAAACCAGAAGUAGUGAUGAUUUAGCCACCAGUAAAGCAAUGCAAUGGGACAACUAAAUGUAAAGUUAAUAUGUAGGAAAAAUAUAUACUGUACAAAAAGUGAGUGGUUCACAUUAAUGGCUGGUGGCUUCUCCAUUAGGCUCUCCAGUGCUAAACAGGAGUUCAGGAUUUUGAGAGGGGAAAAAAUCGUAGCUGUUUCAGUAAAUUUUUCUCAUCUAUAAACAUUUGGGUGAAGCCUAGCCAGCAACAACUUUACUGUGCACUGCAGCCAUUUCUGCACAGUUGAAGCUUUUUAAAAAUAUCAGUGUAGUAGUCAAACCAAACACCUGAGCAGCAGCAUGGAAUAAAGGUAUAAUUUGGUAAUUAAAAAUCUGAAAUGUUUCUGGGUGCUGCCAAGUUGUAAUAACAAGUAAAACAAUUUUCUUUGAGGUUUGUUGUGGUAAACUUUCAACUGGACACAUACUCAAGAGGCAGUAUCAUAAUUCUGGCCUGUGUAUGUCAACUUGGCUUUUUUUAGUUCAAUGCGAAGUUCAUGAGAUUAAGCGUACUUUCCGGAGAGUGCUACACUGUCAGAGAUCCCAUAUUUCAGACUGAGACUUUAAACCGAGGUUCUCUAUCUGUCCUUGGGUGCAUGUAAGAGAUACAUGGUACUAAUUGAAGAACAGGACAAUGUUAUUAUUCUGGAUACUGUCUAUCCCUCAGCCUCUAAAACUAACGGGUAUUCUUUGUUUCAAGGGUCUUUCUGUAUAGAAGUUGCUGUUUUAAAAUGCCUCCAUAUCUUUGUGUGCAAUUGAGAAGUCACUCAUUAACAAUAAAGCACUGAAUUAUUUUGGCAUUAAAAGGUACCCAUGUACCUUCCAGGUGCCAGUUUGUUUUUUUUAAUGGAACCAGUAUGGAAAAUAUAGCCUAACAGGUUAUGUUGCAUGUAUGCUAGGCAGAGGAUUUAGAUCCCGAUCAGUAACAGUCAUUCAGGUUUCCCUGCUGCAUCUGACUGUCUGUCUGGGAUUCUAUUUCUACCUGACCUGCCUAACUCAUUCGAUCUUUAAUGUUUUUAUCCGUUAUGUGCUUGAUCAAUUCCUCCCUUAUCAGAAUUUCAAACUUGGUCACUUCUUCCUUUUAUUUGUGUUAUCUGUAGAAUGGGGGAGUUCUUGUAUACAGGCUGAGACAUCACCAUCACUAUCUAUGAACCAAUGUUAAAUCAUUAACAUAGCAGCUGGAGAGAUUCCAGCAUGUGCCAAAAUACGUCUCUGCCUCUGCCUCUGCCUCUGCCUCUGUCUCUGCCUCUGCCUCUCUGCCUCUGCCUCUGCCUCUGUCUCUCUGCCUCUGUCUCUGCCUCUGUCUCUGUCUCUGCCUCUGCCUCUGUCUCUCUGCCUCUGUCUCUCUGCCUCUGUCUCUCUGCCUCUGUCUCUCUGCCUCUGUCUCUCUGCCUCUGUCUCUCUGCCUCUGUCUCUCUGCCUCUGCCUCAGCAGAAUGAACCCAGUAAUGCACACCAUGUGAGAUCUUGCUCUUCUACAGUCAAAUCAACAAUUUCUGUUUACAACUUUAUUUGUCCUAUCCUCAUUGUUUGUUUGCUUUUAAAUCAUUCAACCAGAUCUCCAGGCUUAGAUUGUGCAGUUUGUAUGUGAGCAUUCAGCAUGCCACAUCACAUUUUGACAAUACACAUUUCCUGUAUUAAAUCUUGUGUGAAGUCAUUCUGACUGCUCAAAACCUUGGCAGCCGGAAUUUUCUCUAGUGUGCUGUGAUUUAUUAAUUUUUGGCAUCUAUAUAUAGAUUUCUAUACUUUAACCCUUUGUUUCCAGUGCACGCUGAACAGCUCAAUGAUUGUAUCGUCUGAUUGCUUGUAGUUUGAUCUCUCCCUUCACAGCACCGUCAGUUACAAAAUCUCUAGUCAUCACAGCCUUGCAUUUUGGAAUUCUGUACCUAACUCCUUCCAUCUUCCUACCAUAUCUACAUUGCCACAUUGUGUCUCAGAAGUAUUUUAUUGACUUUUUAAAACAUGCCAGGAUGCAUUGAAUGGUGCUAUGCAAAUGAUUGCAGGUCUUUUGAACUCGUUGAAAUGAAAUUACGACUCAGGUGUUUCAAAGCCUUAUGUUGAAGUGCACUGAUUAUAAAGUCAGUAAUAAAAUGCGUUGAUUAAACAUAACCUGGUUCUGCCAUCAUUCACGUUGUCUCUGCUCUUUAUUAAUAGUUUUGGGUGUUAUGUUGCAGCUUACUGAUGCACUAAAAUAGUGCAAGCUCUUGUCCACACUCUUUCUCCAGCCCCCCCCCCCACAAUAGUAGUGGACAGAUAUUUUAUGGAUUUGUAAUGUUUCAAAUUGGGAAUUGAUGUUGAAUUUCAGUCAGUAGUGGGAAAUGAAUUUGUGGGAAAUAUUGGAGAUAACUUGUCUUCUGAAAAUCGCUUUUCCUCAUUACUAACUUCCUCCUGGUCUGCAAAAAUCUCUAAGACAUCUUUGAUCAUGUUUCUAUCUUUUGUUUGACUUCCAUUCUUUCCAUCAUUCUUGUAAAGCCUCUGGUAAUGAACACCAAGUAAAUGUGUGGUGUUUCCUAAAAAAAAACUUCAAACAGCAUCAACUAGUGAAAUAUAAACUGCUGUUAUACUUUAAUACUUUUAAAAUGGUUUUACUCUUUCAAGGGUGUAGCUUUUCAAUAAAAUCUAAUUCUAACUAACAGUUUUUAAAAACACUUGGUUUUAAUGCAUGCUGUAUGUUUCAGUUGGAAAAUGGUAACUAAAAUUAAUUGGCAAGUGAUGGAUUGAAAACAAAUAAGGUUCAGAUGCAAAGUUUAGAGCGGUUUUCAUUUGCCUGUAUGGUAAGUUGGUGUCUUGAUCUAACCUGGAUCAAACAAUAUCUGAUUAUUUAUUUAACGAAUUGUCAAUCAGUAUUCUGGACCAACAUCUUUGAGUGGUUAAGGAGGUAGUCUAAUCUUACUGUAGUUCAAAACCUGUAAAAUUUUGUAACCAUAUGCAGGAAAAUACAUCAGGAUAUCAAUAUUGUAAAAUGUACAACGAUUGCACUGCUUAUAUCUAAGUUUAAUGUUAAAUAAAUGAAAAU
This is a messenger RNA of Stegostoma tigrinum, 7106 nucleotides long. It is a transcript of the gene adoa, whose product is annotated as 2-aminoethanethiol (cysteamine) dioxygenase a. Gene Ontology annotation, molecular function: oxidoreductase activity, acting on single donors with incorporation of molecular oxygen, incorporation of two atoms of oxygen. The transcript has a single exon. NCBI's taxonomy places the organism in Eukaryota, Metazoa, Chordata, Chondrichthyes, Orectolobiformes, Stegostomatidae. The coding region runs from base 463 to 1254 and encodes 263 amino acids. The record is from RefSeq and is a predicted model, not a curated record. Gene Ontology annotation, cellular component: mitochondrion.